This is a messenger RNA of Orbicella faveolata, 1574 nucleotides long. RefSeq names its product carbohydrate sulfotransferase 12-like. Gene Ontology annotation, cellular component: membrane. Gene Ontology annotation, molecular function: sulfotransferase activity. NCBI's taxonomy places the organism in Eukaryota, Metazoa, Cnidaria, Anthozoa, Scleractinia, Merulinidae. The record is from RefSeq and is a predicted model, not a curated record.
UUCAAUGACAAAUUUUUCUGACUUUUUGCCGCCAAAGAAAGCUCUACAAAUUUGGGUGAAACACUUCUCGAAAUAACGCUCGAAUGAAAAACCGCACAGGCCUAAAUCUUGGCGAGGUUUUAUUAUAUUUCAGUCAUCUAUCGUACCCAGAUUCUUGACUUAAUAAGCCAUUUUCGAGUUAAGUUGUGCCUCUGUUUUAAAACGAAUCCUCGUGUAAAAACUUUCUUGUGAAAAUAAGUUUGAUUUACAUGAAAAUGAACCAAUAGGCGGAACGUAUUUCCACAUUUCAAAUAGAGGCAAAACGCGGUUAGGUACUGGCCUAAUUAUUGAACGGUUUUGAUUUUUAUUUUUGAGGGCGUGACAGUGAAAACCACUAAUUGUAAAGUUUUGCUCCAUCUAACUCUGUAUCUUUCUUAUUAAGGUUGUGUUCAAGAGAAGUCUUCUUUGUGUGAAAUACAGACACUGCUAGGAACCAAGAACACGGUGCUGGUUACCUGCUGAAAGUCAUGAAGGAAUUAAAAUCCCUUAAGUCCAUGAUCGUUCCCUCUGUUGGAUUGUCCGUUUUAGCUAUAAUUCUCCUUUCAUACUGGAGUUCAACAUUUACAUUGCAUAGACUGGAUGUAAAGUAUGCAGAUGCCUCAGAAAGACAAAUUACCAGGAAAGAGGUAAUGAGAAACUACUGUCUAACGCACUCAUACAAGACAAAACCAGUUGGCAGGGACUUAGAAUUUAUCCUUGUGGACGAUGAAAACAAGAUCAUCUACUGUACAAUUCCGAAAGUGAGCUCAACAACGUGGAAACGAGUUUUAGGGGAUCUUCGUGGACUCGACAAGAACAUACAAAAGAUCCAUAGCAAGUAUUUGUGGCGAUGGUUGUAUCAAUAUACAGAGGAGGAAAGAUUACAACGAGUUGAAACUUAUUUUAAAUUUCUCUUCGUUCGGGAACCCCUGCAUCGCUUGCUUUCUGCUUACAAAGAUAAGUUUAUGAGAAGGGAUAGGAAAUGCAGCGAGGACGCUCGGAACCGAAUCGUCAAAGCAUACCGCCCACAAGAUUAUAAACCCAAUGGAGACUAUAAUGACAUCAACAUCACCUUCGCUGAAUUUAUUCAGUAUUUUUCCAAUGAUGUGCCGCGGAAUGAACAUUGGCGACAAUACGAACAGCUCUGUCAUCCAUGUGUUAUUAACUACGAUUUCAUUGGUCAUUUAGAGACUUUGGAAGACGACGCACCUCUGCUGUUAAAAAUGGUGGGAACUGACGACCGGGUAACUUUCCCGCCAAUCCACAAAUCUACCGGCUCAGAUGAAGUGUUGGAGUACUAUUCCCAGGUUCCCAUUCGGUACAUAACUCGGUUAGGAGAGUUGUACCGCAGUGAUUUUGAAAUAUUUGGUUAUGAUUAUUUGGCUCCGGUACAACCGCUACUCAAUAACAGUGAACAAACAACAAGUUUUAAACAGUAACAAAAUUGCAAUUCCCUUCAAUUCCGACUUUAAGCUAGUACGAAAAAGCUCACUAAGUUGAGCUAUUUAACGGAUAAUGUAACGUUACUCAUCACAAGCGCUAAAAAAAAAAAAAAA